This is a messenger RNA of Bursaphelenchus okinawaensis, 517 nucleotides long. The record is from the annotation of a GenBank genome assembly. Lineage: Eukaryota; Metazoa; Nematoda; Chromadorea; Rhabditida; Aphelenchoididae.
AUGGCCCCUAAUAUUUCACCAUGGAAAUUGAUAAACAGUCAUAAUCGAGGGGUUUCUGGAAGUUUGAAACCUUUAAUCUCUGAAAGUUACAAUGGUAGUACCAAAAGUAAAAAAGAGAUUGUGAUUGAGCGAUUGGACAACGAACUGGCACGGCUGAGGGCAAUGGAUGUGGAAGUAAGUAAUAUUUUGGUGUGAUGACAUUUUUUAAUCUUUACCUUUGAGUUUGAACACUAUUAUCACUAGCUUACUAUGUAUUUUCUAGCUGAUAUCGGAGAAGCGAAAACUCACAGUAAAAGUGCCAUUAGGUCGAUUCAAGGCCGAAAGUGUUUCCAUAACAGUUAACGGCGACAAGCUUCUGGUUGUAGCAGAGGAAGGGGUUUCGAUUGAUGACAAAAUGAGUGUAGUGACAAAGCUGACAAGAAGAGUUGUGAUACCAUCCAGAGAGAUUCGUACUGACAUCAUGACUUCAUACCUCAGUCCACUUGGGGUUCUGACAUUGACCUUUUUGAAAAAGUGA